Xenopus laevis (African clawed frog) is the source of this 5546-nucleotide messenger RNA. RefSeq names its product 1-aminocyclopropane-1-carboxylate synthase homolog (inactive) L homeolog (gene accs.L). Lineage: Eukaryota; Metazoa; Chordata; Amphibia; Anura; Pipidae. The coding region runs from base 1115 to 3670 and encodes 851 amino acids. The transcript has 15 exons. The record is from RefSeq and is a predicted model, not a curated record.
CCCAGCCCGGCUACACAAUGACUGACACGGUCCAAAGUUAUCCCGGAAUACAGACAGCACGCAUGUGCACCGACCCGGAUGUGAAACGUGCUGCGCCCGACCUCUCUCAAUCCGGACCGAGCCGAUCCAGGCCGAACCGUGCUGGGUACAAGCGGGCCAGAACCGGAGCUACAGACCCGGGAACCAACGGGUGAAACGAGGCUGAACUCACCCGGAUCCUCUAAACCGUGCCAAAAGGAGCCCAUCCCCCUCCCAGCCCAUAACUGACAGUUUUAUUCUAAAGAAUUUAACCCUCCCAAACCUUAUAUUUACCUAAAAGUGCCAAAUGCACAUUCCAGAUCAGAACUACAGCCCCCAAGGGAACUACAAUACACAGUCUGGAUUCAGGUGAUCUAGAACUCUUAUCUAGCGAGUCAAGAACUCAGGAAAAAGAUAGAAACCUGCUCCAUAGCUGCCAAUAUAAAGGAUAUUUUGUCUACUAAUAGGUUCUCUGCUUAGGUGAUUAUGGUGGAUAAACAAGUCAGUUCCUAUGACCAAUAUCCCCGCAGCUGAAAAGGUAAAAUAAGACUAAGAUUUUUAGACUUGUCUGCAACUUGAGGAGCCUUCCUGAGAUAAAGCUCAAGGAGCCUUCCCAAGAUGAAAUUUGAGGAACCUUCUUGAGAUACAACUUGAGGAACUUUCAUGAGAUACAAUUUGACGAACCUUCUUGAGAUUCAACUUGCGGAACCUUCCUGAGAUGAAAUAUUAGGAACCUUCCUGAGAUACAAUUUGAGGAACCUUCCUGAGAUGAAAUAUUAAGAACCUUCUUGAGAUACAAUUUGAGGAACCUUCCUGAGAUAAAAUAUUAGGAACCUUCUUGAGAUACAAUUUGAGGAACCUUCCUGAGAUGAAAUUUGAGGAACCUUCAUGAGAUGAAAUAUUAGGAACCUUCGUGAGACUAAAUGAAAGGAAACAUUUUGAGUUGAAACUUGAGGAACCUUCAUGAGAUGAUCAGCAAUGGGACGAUUAUUCUCCUGUUCUAAGAUAGAAACUGACCCUCCUUUGUAGUUGGUGGUUAUUAUUUGGUCAGCCUAAAACAAAUAUUUUAGUUGAAUAGAAGUCCUUGCAUCCAAGUAUGGAUUUCCGGGGCAAAAAGUAUGAGCGGGGUAGUAACUGGUCAGACCCGGAGGUGGUGGAACUUCUCCAGCUUUGGGGCAAUGAGUCUGUUCAGAUGGAGCUGGAGAGCUGCCUUAGGAACCAACAUGUCUUCAACCGCAUUGCCGACGUGCUGCGGGAGAAAGGGAUACACCGCACCGGAGACCAGUGCCGGGAGAAGAUUAAAAAGAUGAAGUUGGAAUAUCGGAGGCUGAAGGAUAACAACAAGACCCUACGCAGUGGGAGAGCAUGGAAGUUCUAUGAAGUUAUGGACAGGGUGCUGACACAUCGCCGGACCCUCUCAUACGCAUCCUUGGGAACAGGAGUUUUGUCUCAGCCUCUGCUACAGGGAACCAUGUCUGACGGGUUCCACCACCCCUUCGCUCAGUAUGGACACACACAGCACCCAGAACUUCUGGAGGUCAAGUGUGAGGAAGUCCAGUCAGAUGUGCAGUGUUUGACCCCAGAGCCUCCACCGUCCAUGUCUUACAUCCAGGACUCAGGGGGGGAGCAAGAGGAGGAAGACAGGGCUAUGUUGGACAGAGGGCCCCCUGAUUCUCCGAUAUCAAGGGUGGAAAUUCCAGCUGAAGUGAGCAUCUCCCCCUCAGGUUUCAGUGAGUCCAACAUGGCGGGGUCGUCGGGGCAGCAGAGGUUCUGGAGGAAGAGGAAAGUACGGGAGUCGAUGGAUGAACUCAUUGCUCAGAUGCUGGCGGCUCAGAGGGCGUCGGAGGAGCGGUUUCUGCAGCUGGAGGAGCGACGGAUGGAGCAGGAGCAGGAGGCAGAGGAGCGGCGGUUGCGUCUGGAGGAGCGGAGGCUGCAGUUGGACCGACAGCACGAGCUGCGCAUGUUUAGCCUUUUCGCUCAGAUGUUGGGAAUGUUGCGCCCACAGGGCAGUGAUGGUGGUCAGCACCCGAGUACAGAAUCCGUUUACUCCCAUGAGGCGGAGCCUAUGAGCAGGUCGGGAACAAGGAAUGUUCAGGAGUCGGAACUGGUCGAGAUGUACAACUGCAACCAGUUCAGCAGCCCCCAUCUCUCCACUCGUGGAAAUAUCCUCAGCAGCUUCCGUGGCUCAUCCGAAGAGGGUUACAAAGCCUACCAUGAGGAUAAGUACGACGAGGACAAGAACCCCAACGGAAUUAUCAACUUCGGCACCAGUGAGAAUAAACUCUGCUUCGACCUGAUGUCCAAACGGCUGACACAGAGUGACAUGAAUGUUAUAGAGCCCCCACUCCUGCAGUACCCCGACUGGAAGGGCCAUGGUUUUUUAAGGGAGGAGGUCGCUCGUUUCCUGACCUAUUACUGCAAAGCCCCGUCCCCUCUCAGCGGCGAAAACGUGGUAAUAUUAAAUGGCUGUGGCUCGCUCUUCUCAUCUCUGGCUGCGGUUUUGUGUGAUCCGGGAGAUUCAAUUUUGAUAGCAACACCGUUCUAUGGAGGGAUCACCCAGAGCAUAUUCCUGUACAGCGGCAUUAAGCUGGUUUACGUGCAUUUGGAGAGUAAGGUGGUGGCGCCAUCAGCCCGUCCUUUCCAGCUCACGGUGCAGAAACUAGAGAGCACCCUACAAUCGGCGAGAGAAGAGGGCAGCAGUGUAAAGGCUCUCAUCCUGAUAAACCCCCACAAUCCUCUGGGGGAUGUUUACUCGGCGACAGAAAUGCUGGAGUUCUUGGAGUUUGCCAAAAGGUACUCCCUGCACGUUAUAGUGGAUGAGAUCUAUAUGCUUUCAGUUUUUGAAGAAACCACAACAUUCCACAGUGUCCUGAGUCUGGACAAGCUCCCCGAUCCUCAGAGGACCCACGUAAUGUGGGGGAUCAGCAAGGACUUUGCCGUCUCUGGAAUUCGUUUUGGGACGCUCUACUCUCAGAACCAGGACAUCUGCAAUGGGGUGGCCUCUCUCUGCUACUUCCAUGGAGUGUGUGGACCCAUCCAGUAUAAGAUGGCUCAGCUGCUCCGGGAUCGAGACUGGAUUAACCAGGUUUACCUAAGGGUGAAUCACACGCGCCUGCGGGCCGCCCAGUCUUAUGUAGCCGAGGAGCUCCGCUCCAUGGGUGUCCCCUUCCUUAACCGCGGAGCCGGGUUUUUCAUUUGGAUCGAUUUCCGAAAGUACCUGCGGGCUCCCACCUUUGAAGAGGAGGUGAUGUUAUGGAGACUCUUUCUGGAUAAUAAAGUGCUGCUGUCUUGUGGCAAGGCGUUUGAAUGCAGCGAGCCGGGCUGGUUCCGUGUCAUAUUCUCCGACAAGACCCAUCGCCUACAGCUAGGAAUGCAGAGGAUCCGCAAGGUUCUGGAGGCAAGAGAGCGGGAGCUGCAGUUGGACACCCACACCCAAGGGCACGAGGAAGGAAAAGCUGACAGUACUGAUGAAGUCAUCUACAUAUCUAGUCACCAUGAGACCUCCUCAAGCUCCGGCAUAGGAGACCUGAUCAGCCAACUUCAGAGUCAGCUGCGCUCAUCCGAUUGGCUCCAAAGAAACACGGCUGAGAACUUCGCGCAGCAAAACCCUGAGGUCUACCAGGUCUACAGCAAGUUCAUGGGCAAGCAGUGAGCAGAGGUUGAAGGUGACAUCCUUGGAGGCCCUCGUAGAGGGACAAUUCUCCAGAAAAAUAAGGUGGAACUGAGAAUUAAAGACGGGACUUAGAUUGAUCAAUGGCAGCUCUACUGUUUACACCUAAGAGGCCAAUGUAAUGAUAUUGGCUCUUGAGAUUCACUUGUUCAGCAAAAUAGGAGGAACUUCAAGAAGAACUUCAUCCCAUGUGGUGGGGUGGGAUGGUAAUGUGUCUUCCUAAAGAACUAGCUCCAGAAUUACUGCUCUGCACAAUUUCAACCAGCUUAUGGAACAAUUAGUGAGUGCCCCACCCCAGACCAAGCGAUGAAAUAUACAUUUAGGAAGGGAUUUCAGCUUUAUUGGACUUUUUGCUUCCAUGAUAUUAUAAAGGCAUGGAACAGUGGAACACUCCACACCCAGGGGCCAGUUAGGAGAGUUAGCCCUGCCCACUGCUAGUACUGGAGGCCUGGGUAUGACUCUCCAAGGCUUUUUUACAGCCCUCAGUACUCCAUAGGCUUUGUUUAUGAUAUCACCAAUGUGAUUGGGGCUUGAGUAUGGCAUGGCACCCAUUGGGCAGCUCUACUCUGAAUACAGACAUGUUGUCCGUUAUCUGUAGGGGGUGCUGUGGUCAUUCAUGUACCUUCUAGCCUCCAGACUAACUUCAGUGCCAUCAUGUGGGUAAAGGGUUGAAGUCAUUUUGACAUUCUGGAGACCCUACACUCGGGUGUCAGUGCUAAUGUUUUGGUUGGCCUGAAACCCAAGUUUACCAAUGGGGCAGACCUGUUUAUAUAUAUAGUCUACGGGGUGGGUUAGUGGUUCAAACUUCUAAACUGACUCUCCUUGUUCUCUAGGGUGCCAUAAUCCCCAUAGAGCUAUAGAGAUAUCCACACUUAAGCUUGCCCAUACAUGCCAGAUCGGGUUGGGCAGUUUUGACCAUAAGCCUUGAUUUUUGAUUUAUUUUACUUUGCCUUUGCUUUUAUUCUCUAUCCCCUGAGCCUAAAAUACAAGCUGGACCCCUAAUUAAAAUGCAUAACCUGGACCAGCCAGCCUGCACCAGUCUCCCUUUUGGACCUGUUAUCCAAUUGACGCACAGUGGUUUUCAAGGGGGCGAGGCAGUACCCCCUGCAGACUGUGCAACCUGUGAGUGACAUCACUAUGAAAUAGAAGUGACAUCACUCUGGGGAGGCAGAUCAACCAGGUAUUGGGAAUGUGCCAAAUCCCAUCCUUAUUUACCAGAUUUCGGCUUCUGCUGACUCCUUGGUGCCUGACUGACGGAAUCCCCCAUCAUUCUGCAGGUACCCGACCCGGUGCAGGGGCAAUUCUUUUUAAUCAGUCUACCAAUACUUAGAGGCAACGAUCUGAUUGGCUGCUACAGGUAACCGCAUAGGGACAAUCUAGGGAUAGCACAAACCAUAGCUUCAAAUCCAUAUCUUCUUCUUCCUAUGCUUUCUAAUGGCGUUACUAUUCUCAAUACUAGAAUCUCAUAUUAAACAAAACUAUAUAGAUCUUAUUUUAUUAAGUACAAAAAGAGUGCAAUCCCCCCCCCCUAUUCCCGCUCCCCUACCCGCAAGGGUCUGUAUCAUGUGACACAUUCAAUGAUGAAACGGACCUGUGCAAAGAGCCUUCUCCAAGCUCCGGCAUUCUGACCGACGGGAAUUGUGCACUACCAUGAAUAUCUAGAAGCGCUUCUAGAGUCUAUUAUGAAUGACCGACAGAGUUGGGUCUGUUCCUUGGAUCCAAAAUUGCCAUUCAGCUGUCAGUUCUCUGUUACGUGUUUAUAUCCACAUACGUGCGUUUCUGUCUUACGUUGUUUUUCUUUGCCAGACCCGAUGCCACAAUAUCAGAAACCGAAUAAAGGUGUUUUGUUUGCUCUCAA